Messenger RNA from Zeugodacus cucurbitae (melon fly), 2295 nucleotides. It is a transcript of the gene Hsp60A, whose product is annotated as heat shock protein 60A. The record is from RefSeq and is a predicted model, not a curated record. Gene Ontology annotation, cellular component: mitochondrial inner membrane; mitochondrial matrix. Gene Ontology annotation, biological process: protein refolding; mitochondrial unfolded protein response; protein import into mitochondrial intermembrane space. The transcript has 4 exons. The coding region runs from base 188 to 1909 and encodes 573 amino acids. Gene Ontology annotation, molecular function: protein-folding chaperone binding; ATP binding; ATP-dependent protein folding chaperone. NCBI's taxonomy places the organism in Eukaryota, Metazoa, Arthropoda, Insecta, Diptera, Tephritidae.
AAAACUUUACUCCAUUCAAAUUACUUCUGGUUCCAUCGUGGUGUGCUCAGAUUUUUCUGAUCGUCUUUGAGUUUUAAAGCAUUUAUUGAGUUUUGGUGUUUUGCACGUUGUGGUGUACUGACAUUGCAUUUAAUAUUUCUUAAUAAAAACUUUGUAAACUUAUUUACGACAGAGAAAAUAAAACAACAUGCUUCGUUUACCGAUCAGACUUGCUCGCGCAAACAUUCAACGCCAAUUGAUGGUACGUAGCUAUGCCAAGGAUGUGAAAUUUGGACCUGAGGUACGUGCAUUGAUGUUGCAAGGUGUUGAUGUCCUAGCUGAUGCCGUGGCUGUUACUAUGGGCCCGAAAGGCCGCAAUGUUAUUAUUGAGCAAUCUUGGGGGUCACCAAAAAUCACCAAAGAUGGUGUGACUGUUGCUAAAGCUAUUGAAUUGAAGGAUAAAUUCCAAAAUAUUGGUGCAAAGCUGGUUCAAGAUGUUGCUAAUAAUACAAAUGAGGAAGCUGGUGACGGUACAACCACAGCAACAGUUUUAGCGCGAGCAAUCGCUAAAGAAGGUUUUGAAAAAAUUUCCAAGGGCGCUAAUCCUGUGGAGAUCCGUCGUGGUGUUAUGUUGGCCGUAGACACUGUUAAAGAUCAUUUAAAGGCAAUGUCACGACCAGUAAGUACACCAGAAGAGAUUGCCCAAGUCGCAACUAUUUCUGCAAAUGGAGACCAAGAUGUUGGAAAUCUGAUUAGCGAAGCUAUGAAAAGAGUUGGUCGCGACGGUGUUAUCACAGUUAAAGACGGUAAAACACUUCUAGAUGAAUUGGAAGUAAUUGAGGGAAUGAAAUUCGAUAGAGGUUACAUUUCACCAUAUUUCAUCAACUCAUCUAAAGGAGCUAAAGUAGAAUUUCAAGAUGCCUUGAUUUUGUUGUCUGAGAAGAAAAUUUCAUCAGUGCAAAGCAUUAUCCCCGCCCUUGAAUUAGCUAAUUCUCAACGUAAACCUUUGGUUAUCAUUGCUGAAGAUAUUGAUGGCGAAGCUUUAAGCACACUUGUUGUGAAUCGUCUUAAGAUUGGUUUGCAAGUAGCAGCCGUCAAAGCUCCAGGCUUUGGUGAUAAUAGAAAGUCAACACUCACUGAUAUGGCAAUUGCAUCAGGUGGCAUCGUUUUUGGUGAUGACGCAAAUUUGGUUAAAUUGGAAGAUGUACAGAUAAACGACCUUGGAAAAGUUGGAGAGGUUGUUAUUACCAAGGAUGACACCUUAUUGCUUAAAGGAAAGGGCAAGAAGGAGGAUAUUACUCGCCGUGUUGAACAAAUUAAGGAUCAAAUCAGUGAAACUACAUCUGAAUAUGAGAAAGAGAAAUUGCAGGAGCGUUUGGCCCGUCUGGCUUCUGGUGUAGCAUUGUUGCGCGUCGGUGGCUCAAGUGAAGUUGAAGUUAACGAAAAGAAGGAUCGUGUACAUGAUGCACUCAAUGCUACUCGCGCCGCUGUGGAAGAAGGUAUUGUCCCCGGUGGUGGUACUGCUCUUUUGAGAUGUAUUCCAGUAUUGGAGGGUCUCAAGGGAUCUAACGAAGACCAGAAUAUGGGUAUUGAGAUUGUGCGCCGCGCUCUUCGUAUGCCUUGCAUGACAAUUGCUAAGAACGCUGGCGUUGAUGGUGCAAUGGUUGUAGCUAAGGUUGAAACAAAGGAAGGAGAUUUCGGAUAUGAUGCACUUAAGGCUGAAUACGGAAACUUAAUCGAGAAGGGUAUUAUUGAUCCCACAAAGGUUGUUCGCACAGCUAUCACGGACGCUUCUGGUGUAGCUUCCCUCUUGACCACAGCCGAAGCUGUUGUUACUGAAAUUCCAAAAGAAGAUGCUGCUCCUGGUCUUGGUGGAAUGGGCGGUAUGGGUGGUAUGGGAGGAAUGGGUGGAAUGGGAGGAAUGAUGUAAAAUCUAUUCUAUUUAAAUAAUUUCCAUUGUUAAAUAUGUUUAAAUUUUACAUGUUAUAUAUGUAAAAUAAUUAUAAAAUAGUUUUAAAUACUGACCAGUUAUAAAUUAGUGUCAUCGAAUCGCUACUGUUUGGGUAUAAGUUAUUCUGAACAUUUGUAAAUGGAUUUGUAGAGUGAAAGCAAAGCUGACUAAAUAAAUUCCAUAUGCCUCAAAUAGAAUCGGCAAUAGAAUGCUUACUUAAGUAGAAUUUAAGGUUUUGCGUGUCACCAAAGAAAAAUUUUGUGUGUAAAUUUACGAGAUUUUUUAUUGUACUUGAAGGCGGUUACUAUUUCUUGAACUCAAUUAAAAUAUAGAAAAAUAAAAGAAAUUUGUGGAAAGAAAUUAAA